AUCUCGCACCCUUUCUUCAUUUCUCUUUCUUCUUCCUCUUCUUCUUUCUCUCUCCUAAUUCUCUCUCUCUGUGUCUCUGGUUGAAGAAAGUUGCUAUUUUUUUGGGGGUUUUUCAAUCACAUUCGAAGAAGGAGGCGUAGCAUCGUUUUAUCCCCAAUGAAUCGCUGAAUCGAGGGAUUCGAUUCAGUGGUGAGAGACAUGAGAAGAAGAAGUUGCAUGUUCUAGGUGUGAGAAGCUUCUUCUUCUUCUUCCUCUUUCGUAUUCCUUUUUCUUCAUGGCAGCGAAACGCGUCUACGAAGCAUGGAAAGGAAGUAAUAAAUUCUUUUGUGGAGGAAGGUUGAUAUUUGGACCUGAUGCUAGAUCUCUGCUUGUCACCUUAUUACUGAUUAUUGGUCCAGUUGUCCUCUUUUGUGUAUUUGUAGCAAGGCAUCUUCGGCAUGAAUUUCCUUCAUACGAUAUUGGAUAUGCUAUUUUGGUGCUCGCAGUUCUCUUUAAUAUUUAUGUGCUGAUUCUUCUAUUUCUAACUUCCUCGCGUGAUCCGGGCAUUGUUCCAAGGAAUUCCCAUCCACCAGAAGAAGAGUUUCGUUAUGACUCUUCUGUUGAUAUUGGGGGACGUCAAACGCCGAGCCUUCAGUUCCCUCGAACAAAAGAGAUAAUGGUCAAUGGCCUCCCUGUAAGGGUGAAGUAUUGCGAUACUUGCAUGUUAUAUCGUCCCCCUCGUUGCUCACAUUGCUCCAUUUGCAACAAUUGUGUAGAACGUUUUGAUCACCAUUGCCCCUGGGUGGGCCAAUGCAUUGGACUGAGGAACUACCGUUUCUUCUUUCUGUUUGUGUCUUCCGCAACCAUUCUGUGUAUCUAUGUGUUUUCCUUCUCGGCUUUUUACAUCAAGGUUCUAAUGAAUCAUUACGACGGGACAGUUUGGAAGGCAAUGAAAGAAUCCCCUGCAUCUGUGAUACUAAUGGCAUAUUGUUUUAUCUCUUUAUGGUUUGUUGGUGGACUAACUGGCUUUCAUUUGUACCUUAUUGGCACAAAUCAGACUACCUAUGAAAACUUCCGGUAUAGAGCUGAUAACAGGAUGAAUGUUUACAAUCGGGGUUGUCUUAAUAACUUCCUAGAAGUAUUCUGUACAAAAGUAAGUCCCUCAAGGAACAAUUUCCGGGCUCUCGUUCAAGAGGAGGUACAGAGGCCAACCAUUCAAGUCAUUUCCCGGGACCCCGAACCAGAUUUGAGUGGAGAUCGGCGACCCAAGGUUGAAGAUGAUCUAGAUAUUGGUGAAGACCUAUUAAAGAUAUCACAGCGUCGGAACAUUGAAGAGAUUGUUGAUGAGGAUAUCCGAAGCAGAGGGAGCAAUGGACCCCCUCACAAUACAUCCGAAGUUGAUUCAGCUAUGGGCUCGGAUCGAGCUCCCACAAUUCGAUCUGAGGCAAGGCACUCAAGUUGGGGAAGAAGUGAAAACUGGGAAAUCGCAUCCGAGGUCCUUGCCAAUAAUGCCCCUGAAAGCAGAAGUACUGUUGCUUCAGAGGCACGCCAAUGACCAAACCUUGGGGGUUGCCUGUCUGAUAUUUGCAUAGCAACAACAUAGAUGAUGUGGGGAAUUCUCCUUGACUAGAGCUUACCAUUGUAGGAAUGGAAAUUGAAUUGAAUUCAGGAUAAAAAACUUGUUUCAUCUUUUUGUGGUAAUCUUAGCUCUUUCGGAAGGAAUAGAACUAUAGAAGUGUGUGCAUUGUUUGAGAGAAUGGAAUAGUGUCUUUUUUUUUUCUCUCCUUUUAUUUUUAUUUUUCCCUUUUUACUAUAGUCCAAUAUGUACUCUGCAUCCUUACUUGGGUUUAUUCUUUGUGUAAAUAACCAGUUGUGAUGCUCAAAAGUUUCAUCGUAUAUUGUGAUUAGGCAUUGUAAAAA
Molecule: messenger RNA, 1899 nt
Organism: Arachis stenosperma
Lineage: Eukaryota; Viridiplantae; Streptophyta; Magnoliopsida; Fabales; Fabaceae
Product: protein S-acyltransferase 8-like
Exons: 5
Coding region: 275-1534 (419 amino acids)
Biological process (GO): protein targeting to membrane; peptidyl-L-cysteine S-palmitoylation
Cellular component (GO): endoplasmic reticulum; Golgi apparatus
Molecular function (GO): protein-cysteine S-palmitoyltransferase activity
Source: RefSeq, a predicted model, not a curated record